CCACCUGGGCCCCACAUUGUGCUAGCCUAAGCCAAUCAAGACCUUUCGUUCCUUCUCCGAUUUUCAAUUUCGAACCCAUCCACCUUGUCACGUUUCUGCCAAUUGCCACUUUCCCCUCUCUCUUCUCUGUCACGCAGUACAUAUUCAUCGCCACCAUUCUUGAAUCUUUCCCAUACCUCGGCAAAAAUCAAAAUCCCCCUGAGCCUAAACAAAACAAACAAGAUUUGCUGACAGACACAGUGGCGCGGAGAUUGUCCCAUCCCAAUUCAAAUUCACAAAAAAAUGCCAUCUCAGAUCCUUCCGACACCCAACUACCGUGCCUUAGAUUCGGCGGUUUCGAGUCCUCCAUCGAUGUUGCUCAGAGCCAAAGUAGACGAUAUGGACGAUGACCCUUCCGCGAGUCUCUUGCAGCACUCUCCCCCUUCCUUCCAAGAAAUGUCCCUCAACAAGCCUCCCCUGCCCAGGGCCUCCAGCUUCACCACCACCACCGCUACCACAACGCGCAGCAAAGGCUCCCACACUCGCCAUUGUUUCUAUCAGAAACGGCGCAGGCGUGCCGCCAGCCAAGAUUCCCUUCCCUCCGUCUCCGUUGACACUGCCUCCACCACCACCACCACCACAACCACCAGGUCUUCCUUCGGCCGUGAUGUUGCCUCCGAGACCUUUCUCUUGACUCGCCUCGGCUUCAAGAUGCUCCGGUAUCUCGGGGUAGGCUAUAAAUGGAUUACAAAGUUUCUUGCCCUUGGUUGUUAUGCAGUACUCCUUUUCCCAGGCUUUAUUCAAGUUGGAUAUUAUUAUUUCUUCUCCAAGCAGAUACGCAGAAGCAUAGUUUAUGGAGAUAAACCACGAAAUAGGCUUGACUUGUAUUUACCUAAAAAUAGCAAUGGUCCCAAACCAGUUGUUGCUUUUGUUACUGGCGGGGCCUGGAUUAUUGGUUACAAAGCAUGGGGUUCUCUUUUAGGUCAACAGUUAUCAGACAGAGAUAUCAUUGUGGCAUGCAUAGAUUACAGAAAUUUUCCCCAGGGAACCAUCAGUGAUAUGAUAGUUGAUGCUUCUCAAGGCAUCUCAUUUGUGUGCAACAAUAUUGCAGAAUAUGGAGGUGACCCUAACAGAAUUUACCUAAUGGGGCAGUCAGCUGGGGCACAUAUUGCUGCAUGUGCAAUUGUGGAGCAGGCAAUCAAAGAGGCAGGUGAAGGAGAAAGUACUUCUUGGAGUCUUUCCCAAAUUAAGACUUAUUUUGGUUUGUCUGGAGGGUAUAAUUUGUUUACCCUAAUAGAUCACUUUCAUAGUAGAGGUCUUUAUCGGUCCAUCUUUUUAAGCAUAAUGGAAGGGGAGGAAUCCCUGCAACGGUUUUCUCCAGAAGUAAUGAUUCAAGAUCCAAACAUUGGAAAUGCGAAUUCUCUAUUACCUCCUGUAGUUCUUUUUCAUGGAACUGGGGAUUAUUCCAUACCAUCAGAUGCCAGUAAAACAUUUGCUGAAGCUCUUAAAAGAGUUGGAGUCACAGCUGAAUCAAUUUUGUACGAAGGGAAGACACAUACAGAUGUGUUUCUACAGGAUCCUAUGAGAGGUGGCAAAGAUGAUAUGUUUGAAGAUUUAGUAGCAUAUAUCCACUCUGGUGAUGCUGAUGCCCGUGCCAGAGAUGCAACGGCUCCCCCAAGGAGACGCCUUGUACCUGAAUUCAUGUUAAAAUUGGCUCAUAGUGUCAGUCCAUUCUAACCUGCAAGCAGAAUGAACUAACAUGCAUAGUUGAUUUUAUUAUUUCACUCUGUACAUAACCAUUAUUAUAUCUUCCUAAAUUAAUUUUCAAUAUGAUAGGUUUGGCAGAUCCCAUUCCAUUAUUAGAUUUAACAUUUUACAUAGGUAGAAUCAAAUCUUUGGCUGUCAUUAAAACUUGGGUCUGCGAUUUGUAAUUGUUGAAUUUGGAUUAAACAUAACUCAACCGUAAAAGCUAGUUCACGGUGAAGAUUACUCAAACCUUUAUAAACUAUAAUUUGGUCAUAUCUAUAGUCAAUCUAAGAUUUCAAUACCUGCUGCUUCAUGUCCAGCAUUGGAGACCUGAAGCAUGGAGAUUAUAGGACUAAUUUGUUUUUUCUACAGAUUGCAUUGGAAAAGUUGUGGAUUAGGUAAAUAUUUUGAGCAGUUGAGGGUGGUCCAACAUCAAAUUUGUAUAACAUGAAGACCUUACAUGUUAUGGUUUUAUCAUUUGAUGAUUAGUUAUUAUGGAAUGUGUAAUAAGCUCCCUAUUAGUAUGAACACUAGUCUAUAUUAGGUUGUAUGUUAUAGCUUUAUAUGCUAAAAUGUUUGUGAAUCAUGCAUCUUAUGCUAGUAUAUGCAUUUCAGUUCUCAUAUUGAUAUCAUAGUAAAGAUCCAUGGCUGAGUUUAUUUGAGGAAUGAAUCAGUUCAAAAGAUGUUUUAAAAAUGUUAAAAGUUUUUAGUUCUUGAA
This is a messenger RNA of Glycine soja, 2443 nucleotides long. Its product is annotated as isoprenylcysteine alpha-carbonyl methylesterase ICME-like. The transcript is spliced from 11 exons. Lineage: Eukaryota; Viridiplantae; Streptophyta; Magnoliopsida; Fabales; Fabaceae. The record is from RefSeq and is a predicted model, not a curated record. Bases 283 to 1716 code for a protein of 477 amino acids.